This is a messenger RNA of Xiphophorus maculatus (southern platyfish), 1156 nucleotides long. RefSeq names its product smad nuclear-interacting protein 1-like. Gene Ontology annotation, molecular function: protein binding; mRNA binding. The transcript has 3 exons. The record is from RefSeq and is a predicted model, not a curated record. Gene Ontology annotation, cellular component: nucleus. Bases 2 to 838 code for a protein of 278 amino acids. Gene Ontology annotation, biological process: miRNA processing. Lineage: Eukaryota; Metazoa; Chordata; Actinopteri; Cyprinodontiformes; Poeciliidae.
UAUGUAUGCAUCUCAGAUCGCCGGCGAUCUGGAAAAGGAAGAACAAAGGGGAAGUGGUGAUGAGCGGAGAAGAAGGAAUGAGCAAUCAGAGGAUAGACGGAGCAGGUGGGAAUCAGACAGACCGCGGGACAGAGAACGCAACAGAGACAGGAAUCGCGAACGAACCGCUCUGGCUUCUCAGCAAGAGGAGCGUCGGCAGCAUGAUGACCGACGCAGGGAAAACCGUCAACGGCGUGAAGAAGGCGGCGAGGAACAUAAUUUCGGAACCUCUGACGGAGGAAGUGAUGACUCAAGACCGCCUCCGGCUGAGAAAGAGAAGCCCAACUUUGAACUGUCGGGCGCGCUCACAGAAGACACCAACACAUUCCGGGGCGUGGUGAUCAAGUACAACGAGCCGCCCGAGGCUCGCAUCCCAAAGCGCAGAUGGAGAUUGUAUCCCUUUAAGAAUGAUGACCCCCUUCCUGUCAUGUACAUCCACAGACAGAGUGCCUAUCUAUUGGGGCGCCAGAGAAAAAUUGCUGAUAUCCCCAUUGACCACCCGUCCUGCUCCAAGCAACAUGCGGUAUUCCAGUACAGAUUGGUAGAGUAUACUCGAGCUGACGGCACCACUGGCCGCAGGGUGAGGCCUUACAUUAUUGACCUUGCUUCUGGGAACGGCACCUACCUGAACAAUCAGCGGAUCGAGUCCCAGCGUUACUAUGAGCUCAAAGAAAAAGAUGUCCUCAAGUUUGGCUUCAGCAGCCGCGAGUAUGUGCUGCUGCACGAGUUCUCAGACACGAGCGAGGUGGAUGUGAAGCAGGAAGAUGAAGAGGAAGACGACGAGGGAAUUGAUGAGUAAAUUAUUCCCACAUACUCGAUUGUCCGCAUAUAUUCAGGCAAGAUCACUAAAAUUGUUAAAAAUGCAGAGCUGUCUGCUGAAAACAGACCUGCAAACUUGUAAAAUGCAGGAAUUAAUGUCCCAAAAGUGAGUGGAAUUGUAUAUUUUCUGUAAGUAUUGAAGUCUUGCUUGAAUCUGCCACAGUUGUCUCAAAGUAGACCUCCUUUUCUCAGGUUUGUGUGAUGCAUGAUUGAUCUUUCUGAUCUCAUGUAAUGUGUCAGGGUACAUAACAUUACUGCGGUGUGAUCCCUGGAUCCUUAAAUAAAGAUUUCUUAUUGA